Messenger RNA from Paramuricea clavata, 7684 nucleotides. The record is from the annotation of a GenBank genome assembly. NCBI's taxonomy places the organism in Eukaryota, Metazoa, Cnidaria, Anthozoa, Malacalcyonacea, Plexauridae.
AUGGCGCUGAUUUGUGGACCAAAAUUAUCAAAUUGUUGCUUUGUUUUGAGCAUUUGGGGCAUUAUAAUGUUGGUAUGUAUCCAAUAUCUCGCUUUUAAUGGAAAAAUAUUUUGUAGUGUAUUGCUUUGGGGCAUUUCAGUGUAAAUUCCACGUCGAAAUAGCGUAUAAAAAUUCAAAAAGUUUACUACCAAAUAUAACAUUGAUUCAGUCAGCUGACAAGCAUGCACAUAUAAUAAGGAAUAAGAUUCAUCGAUGUUUCCAUUUUUUAAAGGUGUUUUUAGGGAUAUUUUUUCAAGUGAAAAGCGUUGCUUUACGAGAAGAUGUAAAAGGUACGGGAGACUAUAAAAAGACCUCGAGGUUUGUGUUAAAAUACUAUUAAUGUCUACAGUACUGUAUUAAAUUUUAAUAAACAAAUCCAUGUGACUAUAAAGUGACUUGUGAUAUUAUAACUACAUCCGGUUUGACAGAAAUAAUCACAAAUAAUUUAUCAUGAAUAAAACUGUUGAUUUUUUUCUUUGAUUUCACGAAACUUUGGCCACGCCAAUUGCGAGGUUGGUUGGGAAUUUGGGAACUAUAAACACGAGAUCAUCAAGUUUCAUCACAAAUUUCGACAAUUUGAUGCAAAACUUCCGAAUUUGAUUGGCCGGUUUCCAAUCAACUUGAUGAUCUUGUGUGGCCAACUGGCGGGGCAAAAGUUUUGUUAAAUCAACUGUGAUAUGUUUAUAUUUAGGAGGAACUAUACAAAGCUUGAAAAUAUGUUUAAUUUAAAAAAAUUUCCGGAAAACAAUCUGACCAAAAUGAAAUUUGCUCAAGAAGCGUUCAACUUUUGUCAGACGUUGUAUUGGCUGUGAUAAAAUCUGAUACGGGAAAAAAAUACCGAUAACACCUAGGGGUGCACCGGAACUCGGUUCCGGCCGGUUAGUUAACCCCAAUUUUUUAGAGUUCCGGUUCCGGCCGGAACUAGUAAAAAAAGCAUGGCCGGAACCGGAACUCUGUCGUUUUCAGGGAGAUAGAAUAUCAAACGUUUUUGUGUCUAACAAAAGGUCACAGUAGGAAGAAAGUUGGACUACGCAAGGGAAAUGUACACUAUUAACACUUCAUUAUGACGUUUAACGUUUGUCAGUCUUUUUAUUCUGACAUUUGCGAACUCUCUACUUGAUGAUUUGAAGUGUCUGCUUGUCUGGCAGUGGACAAAGUAACAUAUGACUACAUAUGGCUUAAUAAAUGAGUUCCGGUUCCGGCCGGAACUUAAAAAACCGGUUCCGGUGCAUCCCUAAUAACACCAAUAUAUCAAUAUUUGUUUGUGAUUGUAUAUUGCAUGAUUUUAAGCAAAAUUUUCUGUUUUCAAAGGGUGACUAUUAUAGGGGGUACACAUCUCCGAAAACCGCACUGUUUUUCAAAUUUUAACUGCAAACCGCGCUCUAAUUUCUCUUUUAAACGUAACCGUGUUCAAACCGAGGCAUAUAUAUGUGGUAACAUAUUUCGAAACAUAUUCUGCAACAUAAUGUGAGGCAAUAGACCAAUGGUCGGUACGUAUAGUCACCAUUUCUAUUGGAGUAUUGAAGAGGGAGCCAUUUACAAGUUUCACGCGAACUUGGUAGUAUAAAAUUUGGCAAUGGACCUUUCCCCUUAUAACUAAAAUUUUGCUCUAGACAAAAAUUUUAUCACAGCUUGAAAGAGCAUCACAAAAUUAGUAAUAUUCUGAAGUUUCGUUUCGAAAUGUUGUAAAAUGCGGAUAAUAUAGCCCUGCAAAAUUUGCGAUUUUCAGUCAUUUUGUAUUACAAACGGGAAAUUGAUGCCCCAACACCCAAUUGGGCUGUCAAUUUCCCAUGCGUAAUACAAAAUGACUGAAAAACGGCAAACUUCGCAAGGCUAUAUUAUCCGUAUUUUACAACAUUUCGCAACAAAACUUUGGAAUAUUACUAAUUUUGUGAUGCUCUUUCAAGCUGUGAUGAAAUUUUUGUCUAGAUCAAAAUUUUAGUUAUAAGGGGAAAGGUCCAUUGCCAAAUCAAACAAAGUCUUAGCAGUUCAAAUAGCUAUAAAAAGGUUUUCCUUCCAUUGCUCAGCAACUGAAAGCCUGGUUGCAAGGUAAAAUUUUGCCUUCCUUAGAUACUGGAAAUAGAAUAUCUUGUAUCCAAAUCUGGGAUACUAUAUUUCAAGGAUGGAUGCUAGUUUCUAUGAUGCUGGUAUCCACUUGGAUACUGACAAAAAUUUCAAGUUUCGAGCCUUGUUGCUAUGCUUCUAAAUGAAUAUGAAAUAGAGUUUAUGUUCAGAAAAAUUUGAAACAUUUGAAAUUUGGGCAAUGUUCACAUUAGAGGUCCUCACAUUGUUAUGAGCAGAACUGAUGCGCAGAACGGACUUGACUUCCACUUUAAAUUAUUGUGUGAAACAUGCCAAUUUUUUAGUGGUUUCAACGAUCUUUGGUUGCAGUAACAUGUUAAUAAGUUGGAAAUUAUUGUUAAAAAAUCAACAUGAAUGAUGUCACCUUUACUGGGUCAACUGAUAUUAUCAUUCACUUUAUAGUAUUCUCAAUUUUGAUUGGUUAAUUUGCCUGCAAAUAACUGUGUGCAAAUAAUAGUAUGAGCAUGUGCAUUUGUUAAAAACGUUGCUUUGCUGAACUUUCGGAAAAUGAGUUGUUUUGCUUACUUGAGGAAGAAAAUGCGGAAAACACAAAAAAAGCGACUAAAACCGCCAUCAAUGUCUUUCGCCAGUAUUUAGAAGCCGAACAAAUCAACGAAGACAAUCUAGUUGGCCCAAAAGAAACUCUUGCCAACGUCCUUUGCAAGUUUUAAGCAGAAGCAAGAAAGAAGUAUUAAGUGAAAUAUAUAAGUGAAUGAUAAAACAAUUAUUGAACAAUUAUUAAAUUUAUAAGUGAAUGAUAAAACAAUUAUUGAACUUGGUUCUCGCAAAAUAUCGUGAUUUGUCGGUGGCUCGCAGAUCAAUUAUUUGCCUCUGCCUUCGGCAUCAGCAAAUAAUUGAUCUGCUCGCCACCGAUAAAUCACGAUAUUUUGCUCAACCUCGUCCAGUACUCACAGUAAUUGCUAAUUAUCAUGUCAUUAUAAAAUUGGCAUCUGUAUCGGGUAGAUUGUGGCAUGAAUAAUUGUAAUCAGUAAGUUAUGAUUGCUUUACAUAUAGAAUAAUAACAAUUUUUGUAUAUCGCAACAGCCCAUGAUGUUUAGUAAUUAGGGGCUAUUAAAAAAUUAUUUUUAAUUCUGUUUAGGAAUUGUUUUAUUGCCGCUGGCUUAUACGUUAUCACGUUAGCUAUUGCAGGACAUCAGAAAUGGACUAAUCAAAGGAUGGCAGCAUCGUCAAAACUGUAAGAUAUUGUAAAACUUUAUUGUUACAGUGUAGCAGCUAUAUUAUACUUUACUCUGUCUAAUGCCAGAUUAUGUUACUCUGUCUAACCCCAGACAAUUUUACUUGUCAAGGGCAGAGUGCCGCCACUCAAUGAGUUGAUAUAUUGUGGUAAUUUGUGUGUGCGCAAAAAUUUUUCUCAAUUUUCAACAAAAAUUACCAUAAAUAAUGCAUCAAAAGGUAAAAUCGCAAUGAUUAAUUUAAAAAAAGAUCAAUCAGUUUUGAUGUUUUAUAUAUACCAUAAAAACAAUUAAUUUGUCUAUCAGAUAUUAACAAAUUGAUCAUGUAGUGCAUUGAUAUUUCCAAUUCAAAUUGCCGAGCAAACCUGACCUCCAAACUCUAAAAUAUUAAUUUCAUAAUUGUCUGAACAAAUAGUUGUGAAAACUAGAUGGACAUUAUCAAACACUGGGAUGUCAAUGAUUGGGCUGGAAGCUGAGACAAGUGAACAUACUUUGAAGUGUUUUUGAUCACUAUAAAAAUAACUUUGAGUAUGUGGGCUCGAAUGAACCAGCAUUUAUAAAGAAAUUUAGUGUGAAAAUUGACAUAAGUUAAUACUUCAAAACAAUCUAAACAUUUAAACUGUUAAACUCAGUAAUUUAAUAAUAUAUGAAUAUAAACUAAUUGUACAGUAUAGCCGAAGGUUUAACACUGUUAAUUAAUUAAUCUUGAUAAUUUAUAUAAAUAUAAACUAUUCAUGACACAUAUAUAAUUUUAGAACCAGUUAAGCUAUUAAAUUAAUAUACUCUAUAUAUUGAUCCAAUAAGGUGUGAUAUUGUUUAGUACAUACUGUAGCUUAUCCAGUCCUUGUAAUUUGGCAGUGGGUAGUUGCCACCAAUAUUGCAGCCUAAAAUGAAUUAUUGACAGCAUUUUUUUGCCAAUUUACUAUAGUUCAAGAAAACAUAAAACUUUACUAUAUAACAUGUAAUAUAUCAAUAUUUCAGGUUUCUAAUAAUCUGUUUGUUAUUAAGUUAUUAUUAACAUGCUUUCGUUCAAUCGAAUAAUCUUAGAAAUUCGAGUACUGAUUUGGUUCUCCCACAUCCCAAAAGAGAAUUCCUCAAAAAUAGCUUUAAAUUUAGCGGGGCAAAACUUUGGAAUAGCCUCCCUUUGCAAGCAAAACUAGCUCAAUCUGAAUAUACCUUUAAAAUGAAUAUUAAUAGUCUUGAUACAUAUAACUUACUUAUUUCUUCGUAAUCUUGUAUAUAUCUUGUAAAUAUUCUUGUAAAUAACUUUAUUUAUUCAAGUGUGUUCCGACGCCUCUCAUGGAAACCAGCUUGUAGCUGAUGAGGCUAGUGUCGUUUUUUUUUUCCUUUUUGCUUUUAAAUAAAAGUUUACAUAUGUACAUACAUACAACUACCUGAAAAAUAUAAGGAGAAUUUCGACAUUUGUUCGUCAUAUGAAUGGCCUUCGUUUGAAAAGUAAAAAAUUUUCACCUUAUAUUUUUUCAGGUAGUUGCAUCCCUAACAAUGAAAGAUUGUUAUUAUAUUGACACUACCUCCACUGGCACAGAUAGUUCAAAUAUUGCAGGGUUUGUAGCGGUCUUUGAAAUCCUUGAAAGUCUUUAAAUUUGAUGAAUGCAGGUCUUUAAUUAAGGUCUUUGAAAAGUCUUUGAAUUGCGUGAAAAAGCGAAGAGAGUCUUAAAAGUCUUUAAAUUCUUUAGUGUCAGUACCGUAUUUGUAUAUACGAUUUCCUAGCUAAUAAAAUAGAUUGACUGAAGCACGAAUUUAGCAAGUAUCGACGAAAAGGCGCAUUUUAGCAUGUGAUUUGACGGGACUAAUUGUUGGGUAAAAAUGUUGCUUACACUUGCAAUUUUUCGACAGCUGAUUGCUCUUAAAGGUCUUUGAAAAGUCUUUGAAAAUAGGCAGCAAAAAUCUUUGAAAGUCUUUGAAUUUGUUUGGUCUUGGAGACUACGAACCCUGUAUUGUUAAUUUAAUAACAUGCAUUUUGAAAUUUGCCAUUUUUCAAAAAAAUGCUGUUGAAUUCUGCUGCUGAAAUACAGUAGAUUACCAUAGAGUAUUUUCAUUAAUUUUAAACACAAAACAAUAUGACACUCUCUAAAUUGUAACAUUCUAAUUCUCUACAUUUCGACUAUUUAUUUACAGUUAUCGUCAGAAGAAUGCCAUGCUUUUAAAAGUCAACUAUUUACAUGGCAUUCUCCUGAAGUGAAUUUAGAAGGUUUGAAACGAAGCCAAUUUUUCACAAACGAAUAGUUGAAAUGUAGAGAGUUAAAAUGUUUUAAAAGAAUUCACAGAGAGUCUAAUGUUUUCUGUGAAAUAUCAAUUAGCAACAUAAUGCACGCUGCUGAUCAAGUAUUACUAACCAUAAUUUCCCAACACUGAGGAUUAUCUUAAUUUGUUUUUUUAGAACUAACUUCCAAAUGUCUCGGUUAGAAUAAAUACAAAGAAAAUACUAAAACAGAUUAACAAGUCUUCCCAAGAGAUGAGUUGCCGAACCAUAGAAAAGUUCUUAAUAUAUUAAUGCUCUUCAUGAAUUUCAAACUGACUGGUAUAUAAGACUACUAGUUUAUACCAACUUUUUAUACAGUAUGUAAAUACAACAAUUAAUAAAAAUAGAGCUAAACCUAACCAGUAAACAUAAAUGUUUGAUCUAAAAUUAUAUAUGUUUGAUCUAAAUUUAUAUUGUUUUAAAUAAAAUGAUCUAUUAAAUAUAUAUCGGUUCAUGUAAUUUACUCAGAUUUUAACUGUUGUAUAUUUGACAUAAGUUAUAAAAAUCUGGGUUUUUUCGACUUUUUUCAGAUGGUUUUUGUUUUUUACCCUGAACCCGACUCACCCUAUUUGCCACACUUUUAGAAAGUCGAUGUUUCCGGAGUGUUUUCACACAAUUUCGAGUUUUCCCAAUUUCGACGAGUGUUGAUAUAACUGUGUAUCAACACGGAAAAUGUUUUGUAUUUGUUAAGUAUAACCUGAACCAUAAUUUACUGAAAAUGCAUUAGGACUUGUAAAUCCUACAGAUUUAUACUCAGUUUUAGAUGAACUGCAGUGCAGAUCAACAUGACCAGCCGAAAUAUAUCAAAUCAUCAUGCUAAUGAAAGACCGUGAAAAAUUUACCUUUGUCCAUUGUCCGAGAAACACUGAAAAAUGUCCGACCACUUUUUGUCUUGAUCGGACAUCUGUCCUUCCAAGCAAAAUAAUUAUUUGCAGGCCUGUACCAAACAUUUGGAGCGAUUUGAGGCAAAAUUUGACUGAUCAAACACUUUGAAGGCAGAUCACAACAUCUCGACUGAUCAAAACAUCUUCUCAUCAGUCAAAACUAAUUGUUUUGAUGGAACAAAUGUUUUUAAAAAAUUUCAGAAAGUUUCGAGAGGUUGGGGCAUUAUUUCAAUUUUUCAAAAAUUUCCUGUGUCCCCCCUUUGUUUACCCCAGGGUUGCCUGUGAUCUCCCCUUUGCAUUUGACCAAAAAUUUUCAAAAGAUGUUUUUAUCUGUUGAAACUAAUUGUUUUGAUGAAAGAAAUGUUUUUCAUUAAUUUUCAGAAAGUUUCGAGAGGUUGGGGCAUUAUUUCAAUGUUUCAAAAAUUUCCUGUGUCCCCCUUUGUUUACCCAGGGUUGCCUCUGUGAUCUCCCCUUUUCAUUUGACCAAAAAAUUUCAAAAGAUGUUUUUAUCUGUCGAAACUAAUUGUUUUGGUGAAAGAAAUGUUUUUUAACAAUAUUCAGAAAGUUUUAUGUAGGUUGGAGCAUUAUUUAAAUAAAGUUAAAUACGGCUGUUAAAAUUUCCUGUGGUUCCGGCUUAUUUAGCCACAUCCCAGAACUACAUGGGAACCCUCUUUAGCAUCUGAGCAAAAUGUUCAAAAACAUUGAAGUGAUAUUUUACUAAAAUUUGUUACAUUGCUUUUUUGGGCAUAAAUUGGCGCGUUUAAUGGCCUUUCUCCUUAUAACUAAAAUUUCGACCUAGACAAAAAUUUCAUCACAGCUUGAAACAGCAUCACAAAAUUAGUAAUAUUCCAAAGUUUUGUUGCAAAAUCUUGUAAAAUGCGGAUAAUAUAGCCUUGCGAAGUUUUCCGUUUUUCAGUCAUUUUGUAUUACAAACGGGAAAUUGACAUACGAUUCGGGUGUUGGGGCUGCAAUUUCCCGUUUGUAAUGCAAAAUGACUGAAAAUUGGAAACUUCGCAAGGCUCUAUUUUCCUCAUUUUACAACAUUUCUCAACGAAACUUUGGAAUAUUACUAAUUUUGUGAUGCUCUUUUAAGCUGUGAUGAAAUAUUUGUCUAGACUUGCCUAGAUCAAAAUUUUGGUUAUAAGGGGAAAGGUCUAUUCAUUAAUUGUUCCUCAUAAUGUUAAGACUUUUAUUAUUUUUUCAGAUUGAUCGACUCCCAUUGA